This is a messenger RNA of Spirometra erinaceieuropaei, 2956 nucleotides long. The record is from the annotation of a GenBank genome assembly. Lineage: Eukaryota; Metazoa; Platyhelminthes; Cestoda; Diphyllobothriidea; Diphyllobothriidae.
AUGGACGAUGGUGAUAGUCUGGCUGAUUUGGCGAGUACGUUUCCUGAGUAAGGGAGUCUCGGUGUCGGCAAACGAUACCGCUUAUAAGUCACACGUGCAAGGUUAUGAGGAUGAUGCUAGGGGCAAUUGUGGAGACAAGACAAUUAUUCAGAAGUUGCUGCCUUCCGUGUGGAGAAUGACACUUAGCUCGCACAGUAGAAAUUAUCAUUCAAAUCACUGCAAUGAGAGUUGAGAAAGGAUUCCAAUUUACGAAGCUGUCUAAACUGACUGUGUUGCAGAUGACAUUAUGUUGCGAAAAAAUCAUAGUGCCGGAACUGUAUUAGAUACUCUGGCGUUCUAGCAAGUCUGUUCCAGCUACUUCAGCUGUCAGAUUUGGAGAGGGGGGCAUCAAUGGAAGCAAAAAGAUCCAUCUUCUAGAGGGACAUUCUUGACUGUCAGAUUGAGUAGUGUCCCACUUCCAACUGUGGGAAAGUAGGGCAAAUGGACGGUGGUGGUCGUCAUGCGUGUUAUGUUGACCAGUAUUUAGGUCGAGGCGCCAUAGACAGGCUGCCGACACGGUGCUUUGGCGGAAUUUUCAGUGCACCUCUUCGACCACCUAUCCCACCAAUGAGCGAAACAUGUUGCCAAUACAUAGUUGUGCACAUUGAUCUCAGACAAACAUCGAACAGUACUACAUUAUUCACGAAUUUCGCUUAGCUAGAUGACGCCUUAAGUUCGCGUGGUUCCCCUACAGAUGUGCACGUCGCACUCUCCGCAAGAACUCUUAUGAUUGAAGAGGCGGAUGAGUGGGGUGACUAAUUCAGAGAAAACGACAACAACGACAACGCAUGUGAAGGCGCAAACACGAACUAGGCGAACAUCCUCACCUGCUUACGUUCGCCGGUUUAAGAUGUGUCCUACGUGCCAGCAACCAAUUCGAGGUUUGCGUCCUCCGGAAUAUCGACACACGUCUGCAGCACCGUGUUCAGAAAGGUCGGCGGUUGCUUUAGGAAUUUCUGACGACGGGCAAGUGCAACUGACAAUGGAGGAAACGGAAGUGCCCAAAGGUGUUGGCAUGGGCACAUACAAUUCGUACCUAUAACGGCCACUAAUGUUGUUGUUGAAACAAACCCACAAGGGAACCGCUAAAUAAAGGCUUGCCUCUGUACAGACUAUGCUGACUUGUAUUUAGCCCGAUAUUUUGUGUCCACAAUGAGGAUGCUUAUUACUGACAUCUAAUCUAAUCUGUUGACACGUUUGAGAGGGCCCACUUGAGAGCUCGUGGGGAGGGGACCACGGACAAGAUGGUCCAGGUGUUCCUGUUUUCCUACAAGACAACACCGAACCCGGCGUCCCCUGGUGGCUUUUCUCCUGCCGAAGCUUUGAUCGGCCGAAUCCUGCGUACGUUUUAUGCACUCGUUCCUACCGGUGUGCAGCCCGCGCAGACUCCUCCAGAAUCUCGCAGCAAGCUUUCCGUCAGAACACCUGUCUUCGUUCGUGAUUAUUGAGCGGGCUUCCCAGGCUGGAUUGAGGCAACCAUAGUAGCGCAUAGAGGUAGGAUGUUGUUUGAUGUCAACGACGGUGAUGGCAUCUGGGUUAGUACAAUCGUUUACCGUGGCGUUUUCUUGUUUCACCCAUAUAGCUCGCAUUGCAAUUUAGGCAUGGUAUGCUGUAGAACACCAACGACUGUUCCGUUAAUGGUAGCGGCACUUUGGGCUUCAGAAUCUACUGUCUGAUUGGGAAUUCUGGUUUAUGAGCCACGCUGAUACAAAAGGCUUCACGAUUCUCGCAGUACACUCUGAUACGUCCUUCACAUAGAGCAUUGAGUGCCAGCACUUGGGCUUUUCUCCGCUCGACCGUUCAAAUUAAGGCUUUUUGAGGCAACAGCAUAUGAAGGACUUCGGGUGGCCGUUAGCUUUUAAGAAGGGCCUGUAAGUAAUUCACUUCCUCCUUCCUCCCACUGUCGUCGCUAAAGUGUUUUGAACAUGUCGGUGGAGAGUUUUGACCUAACUGCGUGCAUGACCAACAGGGUGGUUGCUUCGGAAGUAGAGGAUGCGCCUAAUAUUUGUUGCCUUACGGAAAACCAUUGCCCUUGUAUUCCUGUCUGUCAAUUUCGUAACUUGUACGUCCAGGAAGGGCAACUGAUUGUUGACUUCCACUUCGAGAUUAAACUGAAUGUCGGGAACGUUUGAGGUCAUUAAUGGCUUGAAAGCCGUCACCUAGCUCCUCGUCUUCUUUGGGGGAUGAUGGAUGCGAUAUAACAUGCGGACCUCGAAUCUUUACGCAUUUUGAUGUGCACUAUGGGCGCAUAGCCCUCCGCUCAGAACGCAAAUGUGAGAUAUUUGCGAAGCGCGAGUACUCCACCUAGGAUCAGCUGAAAUUCCUACACACUUGCCUUGAUGAGGACGUCCUACCGAAAUUCCUCACAUAUAGACCACCUGUGAACAGUGACCUUUGCCGACGGCCGAUGGCUAACUUCAAGAAGAAAAUGAUCAGGGUACUGAUACGAGACUGCCACGCUCGCAUCCACAAGUACAGCCAGAUAAUUUAACAGCAGUCCUCAACCUGCCAUUCGAUCUUUACAGCACACGAGCUGGGGAUCCUCAAAGCGGCAAUUCUCGACAGCGCUCGGCGUCGCCGCAAGUUGCGUGGUGACCAGCUUACUGGAAAAUCUGAGGAAAUAAGUCCGCCAAAGCAGCCCUCUGCUGACGUUGCAUUGGUUUACAACUUGUCCUCUCAUUGUUUCGCUCAGCAACAACUAGCGGUUCUAUCCUAUGACGCGAAGGUCAGCGCAAGAGAGGCUCAACCAGAAGACUUUAUUGCAUCCUAUGAAUCGGCGCUCCAGAAAUCUGAGGCAGACGAGGAGUGCAAAAAUGCCAUGCGACAACAAGUGUCGACCUUACUCCUCCAACACAAACGCCAGAUGAGGAUUUCUAAGGCGGAAGAUCGAGACCAUCUGGAGAUACCAAAAAUGUAG